This is a messenger RNA of Homarus americanus (American lobster), 3962 nucleotides long. RefSeq lists its product as uncharacterized. Bases 232 to 1407 code for a protein of 391 amino acids. Lineage: Eukaryota; Metazoa; Arthropoda; Malacostraca; Decapoda; Nephropidae. The transcript has 9 exons. Gene Ontology annotation, molecular function: oxidoreductase activity. The record is from RefSeq and is a predicted model, not a curated record.
AACGCUUUUUUAGAUUCCAAGCAAGAUCUUGCACACGGUAUUCCUGUCUGGAACCAGCUGAUUCUCACGUUUUCGGUGUGGGAGGCGACAGUGUAUGACUCAGCUAGUGUCGGGAGAGACGUUCACUCAGGUCUGGUGAGAGACACGCGUCCCCAAGUGAACACUCAAGUGGAGAUAUUGUUGUGGGUGAGCCAAGGAACCAGCGGCAGGCAGUGACCACAACACCUCACAAUGCCAGUCGUGUUCAAGAGUGAGAAGGAUCAGCCUAACGAGGCGAGCGGCAGUACUGAAGAAGACAUGGCGCGGUUGGUGAAACAAGUGAGCAUCGAGAGCCCGACCCACAAGCUCAAGGAAUGCAUCUUCAACUUUGAGACUCCCAUGCCCGAUACCCCACCAGCGGGCGCCAGGGUCAAGGUGCGCAAUGCUGGUGUCUGUUACCGCUUGAGGUCAGCAUCAUCAUCAUCAAGCAUCAAGUCAGUUGAGGCACUGCACUGUGGAUCUCCCCUUCACCACUCUGUCAGGGAUACAUCACUCUUCCCUGGCUAUGAGGUGGCUGGUACGGUGGACGCGCUGGGGGAGGAGGUCGGGGAGACAGAUCUUCAGCUGGAGGACAGAGUCAUUGUUUACCCCUAUGAGGGGCAUCCUCCUGGGUAUGCUGAGUAUAUUGCAGUGCCUGAAGUUCAGUACUUAAUCAAGGUUCCUGAUAACAUGAGUCUCAGCACAGCUGCCAUGUUGCCCUCUGGUGCAUUAUGGGCUAUGAAUACAGUAUUUCAUGCUCACCAGCAUGUAGAAAAGGUGUUGGCAGAGAAAGGGGAGACAGGACAGUGUAAGCUGUUAUUGGUGGGCACAGGUGGCCUUGCUCUUUGGGCAAUGAGGAUUGCCCGCUUCUACUGGCCAGAGAAAAGAGAGCGUAUCAACAUUAAUGUGGCUUGUCUCAGAGAUGAAGGGAUAUCCAUUGCACAAGAAUAUUUAAAGGUAAAUGUUGUCCAAUGGAAUGAAGACCUUUAUGAGGAGCAGCUGGUUGAGCGCACCAAGGAUGCCUGUGGAGGCCCAGUUGAUAUUGUCAUUGACUUUAGUGCAACUUCACGAUCCAUUCGAAGGGCCCUCAAGUGCCUGGCUCCUGGUGGUGUAAUGUUGAUGAGCUCAGAGCACGCUGAGGGACUUAUUAACCGCUUUGGACCUGUUGCUGAAAAAGAGAAUCACCAACUCAUCCCCAUUGAGUUUGGUACUCUAAAUCAACUACGGAAUCUCGUACACCUUGUUUCUAAUGGAGAGAUUGAACCUCCACCACACACCAUAUUCUCAGCUGACAGAGCCAACGAAGCCUUAGCUAAAAUUGGACGAGGCCUCAUCCCAGGACGGGCAAUCCUAGAGUUCCCUGAAGAUGAUGAGGAGUCUGAGGAGUAAACUCAUUAACAAGGAUUUUAUACGAUACUGAAAGAUGCGUAGAGGAUGGAUGAUAGAAGCUUAACAGUGACCUUCUGAGACAUUCCCUCAUGGGGGCACCCUUGAUGUGAGGGUUGUUGAGCCUCAUGAUGCAGGCUUAGUUUCUCUUCCUAGCACCUCUGCUUCAAAGUCAGGAGGUACUCAAUAAAUAGUUAGACUUCAUGUGGUACAGAAUGCUCUUUUUACUUUAAUACUGUAUUGUAAUAUGGUUUGAAUUUAUCAGCAGAAGAAGUCAAAAUUUGAAACAUUACUGAGAGAGCUUCCUGAACCAAUUUUGGUGUCUUACAGUGCUGAAUGAUUUACAGAGAGGUUACCCAGUAUGUACAGUACUUGUCUGAAAAAAGACAAUUGACUAAUUGCUCUGGCAGGGAUAUAGUGGCACUAAAAGUAAAUACCGGUGAAAUAUUAACAGUUCUCAGAAACUUCAUAUUGUAGACAACAUCAAGACCUCUUAAGGUACUGUACAUUGUUUUCAAUACUUUUUCAUCACUGCAAGAAAGGCUUAUCUCAGUCAAAAUGAUUUCAUUAAGGCUCAGGUCUUCUUAAUGUUUGUUCUUCCUUUGGCCAUUGCUGCAUCAAUUAUAUUACUGUUCUCAUUACUUUAUAUAUAUAUAUAUAUAUAUAUACAAAAAUUGAAAAAAAAAACUUAAGUGUAAUUAUAGGUACAGUACAUAAAAAAAUAUAUAUAUAGCUUUUCUUUCUGAAUGUGGCAUAUAUAAAGACUUUUCAGCUUUGUUAUUUGGUAAAGAAUAAGCAGUCAUUGAAAUACAGUACAGGUACUGUACUGUACCGUACUGAGGUUAAGGUGGUUAGAACAAUCAUUUACUGUACUCAUUUAUGGUUUUUCUUUAAUGAAGGAUUGACCAUGAAUAUAUUAUCUGACAAGGCUGUGAUAAAGAGGCACUUGUAUCACUUUAAGAAUGCCCAUAAGAUCACUUGCAUUUCUGUUAUCCCUACCUAUCUGUACUAUUGUGUGGAAGUGGCAUUUGCUGAAUUAUGAAAUUCAAAACAUGAAGGGUUUAGCAGCACACACAUGCACACACAAAAGUUAGGUUUAGGAUGUACUGUACUGUAACAAGUUUUCACAUCCCACAUUCUGGUACUGUACAGUACAGUACGUACUUUAACAACAAUAGUGGACUGGUUGUGCCAAUAUCCUCAAUAAAAUUUUAUUAUACAGUGAUGCCUCAGGUACAAGGCACUUGUAUAGUUACUUAUUUUAAAUGUGACAUUUUUAUUAUGUGAAAAUACGAAUAUGUUAUAUAUUUACAAAUAUAAAAAAUUAUACAAUCCAACAACUCAUUCACCAAGUGGAUAUAUAUCCAAGGUCUGUGUGUUGACUAUAAGUAAGCAGUUAACUAGUAAAGUUUAAGAAGUGUGUGUUAAAAUAUAUCUAUUCAUUGUUUUUACUGUACUGUACUGUAUAACAAUUGAUGUUGGCAUUACUCAACAGUGAGAGCAUUGCUUAUGACACAGCCGCCUUAUAGAAGCUCCACAGUGCUGGUCAUUAUUUGACCCGCUUACUUCUUGCAGCACAAGAGCCUUGUGUGUUAUAUAGACUGUGGCUAAGUUCCUCGUGGCAUAAGUUACACAAGUCUGCAGAAUUGAGCCCAUGGUGGAUGAGGCUCAUAAAUGUUUUUGUCAGAGAAACAAUACUUGAUGUUUGAACAGUUCUUAAGUUUUAUCUUAGGAACCAAUGAUGGAAAUGCUCAUUCAGCAUCUCACCUCAUUAUCCCUUGACAAGGUAUAUUUUUCUUGACAUUCCUUAGCGUGAUCUCUUUAAUAUACAAGAACUGUUGCAAAUACUCCAAGUUUUCCUGUCACAAAAGCAUAAGCAUCAACUUUACUAUGUGUGUAGCAGAGUACAGUGACUGUUGUGGCAGUGGUGACUUAUGUGGUGUGCUGAUUUGGCCUCAUAAUACUUGGUUAGUAUAUUAGGUGUAAUGAAACUCAUCACUGGUAAAGGAGACUUCCUCGUAACCGGAGAAACUCAUUUAUGGUAGUUCUCACUUGAGUGAAGUAGGAGUGCUUCUUGCACUGUACAGCUAAACCUCUUAAAGUCAAACCUCUUCAGGGGAAGAAACAUAUUUUUUUACUUGGUUUUAAUGUAAGUGCCAUGAGCAGUUAACCAAUAAUCCUAGCACAAGAUGUCAUAUAAAUCACAACUGCCGGAUAUAAAAAUGCAAGGUAAGUUAUUAACAAAAGUAUUUAAGUCAUUGGAAUAAUAUAUCAGAGGUUUUAUUACUGAGGCCAUUGUGAGUGUCUAUGGUUAUGGCUAUAAAUUAAGGCCAUAUACUGUAAUUGUCUUUUCUCCCCAUAGAAUAUUGUACACUGUCUGUAUAUAAAUGCAUUGUCAUAGAUUUUUGGAGUAAAAUUAUUUCAGUUUAUAUAGGGCCUAUAUACAUAUACAGUAUACUGUAUAAGAUUACUAAAGUUUAUCAGAAUAUUAUGUAUUAUACAUGUAUUAAAAAUAAUUGAAUGCUGUAUAGUCUUAAUAAAAAUGCUGCCCAAAUGAA